UUAAAAUGCUGUGCUGGUUUCUUGGAUACCUUUUUGUACUACCUGCACUAUGUUUCAAUAUAAAAAAUGGCAGCUUAGAUCAGAAUCAUACUACGACGCCAGAAUCAAUUCAUUUCCAAAAUCUGGAUAUGACAGUAAUCUGUAAGUUUCAACCAAAUGGUUAUGAUUGUGAUGAAACAAGGUUGUUUCGACCGAAAUUCUACUAUGACUUAAAGUUAGAGGACUGCAGGGCUUAUUCUAUAGGAAGUUGUCCGUACAAUCUGAACACCUUCGACACUUUAUCAGAAUGCCACGAUGGUUGUCGAGAUGUUGGCAUAGAACCGGUUCCCACUGAUCUCACGCCCAGAAUCUUUUGUCGGUUUCAAUAUGACUUCGGACAUUGCAAUGGAUAUAAUCCAAGAUGGUACUACGAUAUGACAACACGUCGGUGCAGAGGUUUCUCGUACAGCGGCUGCGGGGGCAAUUUCAACAGGUUCCUCACUCAACAGGCCUGUGCAACUGUGUGCAGCGGGGCAACGGAAACCAAAUCAGGCCUGAAUUAAACGA
This is a messenger RNA of Pararge aegeria (speckled wood butterfly), 546 nucleotides long. Its product is annotated as boophilin-H2-like. Lineage: Eukaryota; Metazoa; Arthropoda; Insecta; Lepidoptera; Nymphalidae. The transcript has 5 exons. Gene Ontology annotation, molecular function: serine-type endopeptidase inhibitor activity. The record is from RefSeq and is a predicted model, not a curated record. Bases 6 to 542 code for a protein of 178 amino acids.